This is a messenger RNA of Fusarium subglutinans, 1386 nucleotides long. RefSeq lists its product as uncharacterized. Lineage: Eukaryota; Fungi; Ascomycota; Sordariomycetes; Hypocreales; Nectriaceae. The transcript has a single exon. Bases 1 to 1386 code for a protein of 461 amino acids. The record is from RefSeq and is a predicted model, not a curated record.
AUGCCUGAAAGAUCGCUGAAGCUCGACCCCGCCGCCAACACUUUCCUAGGCGAACCGUUCGAACUCAAACCACUUGUCAGCGAGAUUCUACGCACAAAGUACUGUGUCCCGGGAAGCAUCUUCCUUGUGGAGGGCGUUGAUCGCAUUUCUGUCUCAAGAUCGGGAAGAUGGCAGGUCAUUCGACUUCUUCUUGGUGAUGGACAUGUCUGUAUUCAGGCCAUAAUAGCGCCUGAUAUGCACCGCUUCGUCACCACGGGGGACAUCGCCUUGGGAGCUUAUGUUCGGUGUGAGAAGUUCGAUGUCAAGUGGAAGGACGUUGGUGAUGAGAGCAUGGUGAUGCUUUUGGUGAGAGACCUUAUCACUGUUGGUUGGAACGAAACGUAUCGAGCACUUCAGAAGAAGAAUGAGCCGCUACCCCAACAGAUUCCGGCACCAGCACUUCAAGCAAAGUCAGCGCCUCAACCCAUACCAGCACCAGAGCCUGAGACGGCGGUCAAGCUUGGCCCUAAUCAGCCGGAACCUCUAAAGGGGCCACCAAAACCAGCCUUCGAGGAUUACAUGGAGUUUGAUGAUGUCGAUGAAGCAGCCGCUGAAGAAGCAUUCGAAGCCUUUGAGAGACUCAUGAAUGCCAACAGACCCAAGACACCCCAAAAGGCACCUGGGCCAAAAGCAAGUGGGUCUCCGCGAAAGACAGUGACACUUCCGAAACCGCAGACACCAACCAAGGCAACGCUUUGGCGGAAGCCACGAACGCCCCAAAAGACAGAGACACUACCGAAACCGAAGACACCGCAAAAGGCAGAACCUUCACUGAAACCAAGAACGCCACAAAAGGUGCAGGCAUUUCAGAAGCCAAAUACACCACAAAAGACUGAGGUUCCCCAAAGACCGCAAACUCCAAAAAGAACUGCGAUAACUCAAGAGACGCCUACAUCCCACCAAGCAAUCGCCCUCCCUCGAGACUGGCACAAUCCCCAAACCCCCCUCAAGCUCACGACCCUCCGCCAAAUCCCCCACCUGCCCUACGCCCAAAACUGGUCCUGCAACGUCCUCGCCAUAAUCUCCUACCUCUCCGACAUUGAACCUUCGAGUCUUCCACCCUACCGACAGCGAAGUGCACGCCUUGCAGACCCCUCUACGUCAAAGCAAGUAAACCUCACAGUCUUUUUGGAUCCAGAAGCUUUCACUCCCCGUGUUGGAAGUGCAGUUCUUCUUGUGGGUGUGAAGAACCAUCGUUUUGAUGGGGGCAGUUUGAAGAAGUAUGAGAGUGAUCGGAAGGAUGGACGGUGGUGGUUUGAGAAUCCGAUUGAGAUGGACUGGUGUGAUGUUGAGGGCAUUAAUGAGUGGUGGGUACAAGUUACUGCGGCUACACAGGGUCGACGAUAG